AUGUCAUGCAUAUUGUCCUGUGACCUCGGGUUCGGCCCAAAGAAAAGUGUUAAAAAGACAGUGAGAGAGGUCUACGACAUGACGAUCAGGGAGUUGAAGGUAUGGGCGAAACUGGACUGCGACCACUUCACGCAAUACCGGAGCUCAUGGUUAGAGGCCGAACAUAAAGACAAGGAACUGGUGCUCAAAGUAUACAUAGAAAUGGACUUGUGUUGGUUCACUCUGGAGGACGCCAUUCGCAAAAUGAGGCAACACUUCGAGCGACCGGUCAACCAAUUUCUGCCAACUCUGGGCUAUUAUAUGGCCUCAGAAUUGUUGAUUGAAAUACUGGAAGGCAUUCAUUACUUGCACAGUUUGAUACCUCCUAUUAUUCACCGAGAUGUCAAACCCAAAAACAUACUGAUUAAGGGUAGUCCCUAUGGCAGGUUCAUUAAGUUGGCUGACUUUGGGUUGGCUACGGAGCACCUGAAGGAGUCUAUGAGCCACACACAGGCAUCGGGUACCGACAAGUAUAUGCCGCCCGAAGUUAGGCUGAGUCGCUAUUACGGCACGAAAGCCGAUAUGUAUAGCAUUGGGGUUACGGUUAACGAGUUGUUCAACUUUGCUCUCCAC
Messenger RNA from Oppiella nova, 612 nucleotides. The record is from the annotation of a GenBank genome assembly. NCBI's taxonomy places the organism in Eukaryota, Metazoa, Arthropoda, Arachnida, Sarcoptiformes, Oppiidae.